Messenger RNA from Hordeum vulgare subsp. vulgare (domesticated barley), 1160 nucleotides. Its product is annotated as ras-related protein RABC1. Bases 153 to 803 code for a protein of 216 amino acids. The record is from RefSeq and is a predicted model, not a curated record. The transcript has 6 exons. NCBI's taxonomy places the organism in Eukaryota, Viridiplantae, Streptophyta, Magnoliopsida, Poales, Poaceae. Gene Ontology annotation, molecular function: GTP binding; GTPase activity.
UCUCCUCACCGCAAAGCAAAGCAAAGCAAACCCUCCCCACGACGAGCUGAGAAGAGAAGCAGAUCUGCGAUCCGAUCCGGCCGGCGAUCCCUUCUCCUCGCGGCGGUGCGGACGGGAUCCAUCCAUCUGUCUGUGGAGCUCCGCGAGCAGCCAUGGAUUCGUCGACGGCGUCGUCCUCUCAUCCGCAGCUGCAGCCGGACUUCGACUACCUGUUCAAGCUCCUCCUCAUCGGCGACUCCGGCGUCGGCAAGAGCAGUCUCCUCCUCCGAUUCACAGCAGACUCCUUCGAGGACCUAUCACCAACCAUCGGCGUCGACUUCAAGGUCAAGAUGGUUAACAUUGCCGGCAAGAAGCUCAAGCUCGCCGUCUGGGACACUGCUGGACAGGAAAGGUUUAGGACCUUGACCAGCUCUUACUACAGAGGGGCACAAGGGAUCAUUAUGGUGUACGAUGUUACUCGCCGAGACACGUUCACAAAUCUGUCUGACAUAUGGGCCAAGGAAAUUGACCUGUAUUCGACCAACCAGGACUGCAUAAAGAUGCUUGUAGGAAACAAAGUGGACAAGGAAAGCGAGAGGGCUGUCACGAAGAAGGAAGGCAUUGAUUUUGCGAGGGAGUACGGGUGUUUAUUUCUGGAAUGCAGUGCAAAGACCAAAGUGAAUGUGGAGCAGUGCUUUGAGGAGCUCGUGCUGAAGAUAUUAGACACGCCGAGCCUGCUGGCGGAUGCGUCCUCUGGGGCGAAGAAGAACAUCUUCAAGCAGAAGGCGCCGGAGGCUGAUGCUGCGGCGAGCGGCUGCUGUUGAUCUAAUCCUGGGCGUCUAUGUAUCUAUCUAUCUAUCUACGAUCUAUCUUUGUUGGUUGACGAUGGAUGAAAACGGUUGUUGUUGGACAAAGUGAUGAUGAUACCUAGGCGGCAGCAGCCUGUUUGUUUCUGUUGUUGUUUUAUUUUGCGUUUUGUGUUGAUGUAUAUGAAUCAGUUGGUGAGUCAGUCAGUGAGUGGACCUCCUCCUUGUUGAACCAGAAUCACAAAACAGAAGACGGCGGUAGCUUCCUUGGUAGCUUUCAGCUCUCUAUAUAAUGUACGUACGUACGUAUUAUUAAUCAAGCUCUAUAAACUUACUAGUACGUUUUAGGAAUGAAUGAAUGCUUGUGAACCUGUA